This is a messenger RNA of Perkinsus marinus ATCC 50983, 918 nucleotides long. RefSeq names its product RNA binding motif protein, putative. Lineage: Eukaryota; Perkinsozoa; Perkinsida; Perkinsidae. The record is from RefSeq and is a predicted model, not a curated record. The coding region runs from base 22 to 918 and encodes 298 amino acids. The transcript has 9 exons. Gene Ontology annotation, molecular function: mRNA binding.
ACGAUUCUAUUUAACAUCAGUAUGAGCAGUACUACACCCGGGCAACGUCAAUCUUAUCAGCAGCAACAACAACAGUUGGGGUCAUCAGAGCGGGAGGAGGGUUCGUCAAAUGAUGGAGGAAUCCACGUCAAGAGGGAGAGUCACGAGAGUGACGUUAGAGGGCGACGAGUUGCCUCUGCAGGCGAUAGAGGAUCGGCUGCCCAAGCUCCGACCGAAAGAGGCCAUCGACGUCGGGCCGAGUUACCAGAGACUAUCAGGACUUUCCUCAAUCGGCCUGAUGAGGUUGCAAGGGAUGAUGUUAGAACGAUCAUCAAUAAUUUUGAGAAGACCCAACUGGUAGAGCUCCUUGCCCAUGCUUCCACUCUAAGCAAGGAAGUGCGGGAUGCCUUAAGGGCAGUGGUAGGGAGUAAUGCGACCUUCAGAAGGCUACUGGUCCGGAAUAUAAGUUUUCAAAGCUCGAGUGAUACUGUCAAAAAUGCCCUGGGUAAAUUUGGUAUAAUUGAGGAGGGUACGGUCGUAUAUGAUCGACAUACUGGGAGGAGUAAGGGUUUUGCAUUUGUUACAUUUGAACGAGUUGAAAGUGCAUGUGAGGCAGUUAGCUGUUCUAACCAAGGAAAAAUUUAUCUCGAUGGUCGGCAAUUAAUCCUCAAGUUUGCUGCUGAUAAGAUCGAUCAUGACCAACAGAUGGGAGUUGUUCAAGCUACUCAUAGUGGUAGCGAGAGGGAUAAGUCAGCUGAGAUUUCUGUGUCCACUAUGGGAGGUGGUGGUCGGACCGCAGUAGUGCGGGCCUCAGCUGAUGAUACUGGGAAUAAGAGUGGAACGUAUUCAAAUCAAAGCAUGCGUAAAUUAUUUGUCUAUAAUCUAGCACCGUAUACUACAUCUGUGACCUUGAGGGUAAGAUGUUGCCAUAAUCAGUAG